CCGUUUAAAAUUGUCUGAAAUAAAAUCGAAUUCCAUUGUUUUCUCAAUUUUUAUUCACGAUCUUUCAACAUUUCGAUAAUUUCCAUUUGUAGAAAAAUGUCUUUUGUUUUCAAUGAUGAUUCUCUGCAAUUUCGUCUUUUACCCAACGAUAUUACAAAAAUUGAUGUGGAACGAGAUAAAGAAUUUAUACAAAAUAUCAAUGAUGAAAAAAUGAGAGUUGAAUUUCUUAUUAAUGAUCUUCAUAAUGGUAUUCGAACUAAUGUAGAUGAAAAAGGAUCUCGUUCUUUGUUCUGUGUGAUUUGUGACAUGAAAUUAUCUAACUGGAAAAUGGUCAAUGCUCAUAUUUCCAAUGACCAUAAAGAUAUUGGCCAAUUAUUGCGACGUACACGAAUCAAACCAAUAGUUGGCAUGGAUCAGAUUGAAGAAUAUAAAGACAAUGAGGAUAAAGCUGUCGAAUAUAAAUGUAAUCUAUGCGAUCUGAUCUAUUCACCCAAAUACAUUUUUUGGCAUAUAAUUUCCUAUGAUCAUAAGGAAAAAUUCUUUAAAACAUUAUACUCAAUCGAUUUUAUUAAUCAAAUCAAAGAUGGCCGACUGAAACACGAAAAAAUUGAUAAAGCAUUAUUAAAUUAUGAGAAAGAUCAUCCAGAUCGUGGAAAUUUUCAGCGUAAAGAAUUUAAUCCAGGAAUGGUUACUAGUCAUUUUGGUCUUAAGAAUAAGAUGAACAUGUCUUACGUAAGGAAGCUAUAUCCCCAACAAACUCAAAGAGUCAGCUAUCUCGAAUCUCGUUUGAAAUAUAAACCCCUUCUAAACAUUCAAGUUCAAUCGGACCGACAAUUUGAACAAGCAAAAAAUUUGUUACAAAAAAUUAAUCAAUCUUUAAUGGAAUAUCAGAAAUAGAAAAUUUUUGUUAUUAAUAAAUUUUUAAUCUUGUGCGA
Dermatophagoides pteronyssinus (European house dust mite) is the source of this 935-nucleotide messenger RNA. RefSeq lists its product as uncharacterized. The record is from RefSeq and is a predicted model, not a curated record. Lineage: Eukaryota; Metazoa; Arthropoda; Arachnida; Sarcoptiformes; Pyroglyphidae.